Phytophthora nicotianae INRA-310 is the source of this 698-nucleotide messenger RNA. RefSeq lists its product as hypothetical. The record is from RefSeq and is a predicted model, not a curated record. Bases 134 to 613 code for a protein of 159 amino acids. NCBI's taxonomy places the organism in Eukaryota, Oomycota, Peronosporomycetes, Peronosporales, Peronosporaceae. The transcript has a single exon.
CGUCUGAUUCGGAGGACGUUGUUAGUCCUCGAAGAGCUCUAAUUGAGCUCUACGUUGACUCGAGACAGUACUCAAUUUCCUUUGCACCGCUUCAUUGAGCUCCAAGCCCUCGAGGUAAAGACACUCACUCACUAUGGGAUGCUGCUCAUCCAAGCCGACUCCGGGCAAGGAACGCACUGCCACGACGCCUGAAGUUGCCACUAUCGAGCCACCUACAGUGAGCGUUGAUCAAGUGAAGCCGAUAGUAAUCGACAAUGCAGUGGAAGACAUGCACAUGGACUGCGACAACGAAAAGGAAAAGUCGGAUGAUGAGGAGCCACAGCCUGAAGAUGACGAGCCUGCGCUACUGGGAAAGGAUGACACCAAACUGGACGAAGUGCUAGUACAUGUACGUAGUCCAGAAAGAGCAGUGCCCGUGCAGUCACCUCCGUCUCCACCGCCGCAGAAACUUUCCCAGAGUGCCGAUGACAUCCCGAUCUCGUCCACGUAUCACCGCGUACACAGUGCCGAAGUUGCCGAGCAAGAGAAGAAGUGGCAGGAAGAACUGCGACUGCAAGCUGAACAGCGCGAGCGUGAAGUGCGAGAGUACAAGGCUGCCAUGCAGAUUUCUUAGUGUCGUAGUAGCGUUAGGAGCUUGCUUAUUUAUCAACGAAAUGAAGGCCGUGUUGUGCGUUUCCCGGUCAUUUCCCAUGCUGUCC